CAGAGCCGAGCCAUAUUGUCGUCUUCAAUUUCUCUGCUGGGCAUCGAAUAACGUCCUUGCGUUGCCAUUGUUCUUUUGCGAUGAAGCCGAGGAUCGCAGUGGAGUCUUUUGAGCUGCUCACCGCCCAGAGCUACUUGCUGCACCCGCCAUCUACUACGGAGUAGUUGCAGGUGUAUCCAGGCGGCUCUGCCAAGUACAAAAUGCUCCUCCCGGCCAUUACCACAGCCUCCAUUGCGAAGCACAUCCACCUCCAUCUCCCCGGGCCAAAUACCCUAAUCAGCGUCAAUCAUGUCGUCACAAGAAGGCCAUGCCCACUACUCCCACUCUCAGCCCCAGCAUAUCUCUCCCCGUUCUCCUUCCUAACCCCCGCCCUCGCGAAACACCAACUCCCGCCCCGAUUGAAGAUCGAUGACGCAGACAUCACCGUGUCCUAUCUCAAGGGCACAGGCCCGGGGGGGCAGAAGAUCAACAAAACCAACUCCGCCGUCCAAAUCAUCCACAAACCGACUGGAAUCGUAGUAAAAUCCCAAGCCACACGCUCGCGGUCCCAGAAUGAGAAAAUCGCCCGCCAGCUUCUGGCAGAUAAGGUUGAGGUUGCCCUGAGAGGUGAUCAGAGUCGAGCCGCCAUUAAAGCCGAGAGGGCCAGAAAGAAGAAGGCGAGUAAGAUAAAGAAGAGUCGGAGGAAGUAUCGCGAGUUGGAAGCGAGAGAUCAGGGUCGUGGACUGGAAGAAGGAGAGGAAGUAGACGGGGAUGAAGAACAAGAACAAGAACAAAAAGGGAAUGGGCAAGAGCUAGGACAGGAACAGCGACGGCGGGAUAUACUGGGCGGACAACCAGACCAGAAAGGUUCUGGGAAUGUAUAG
Monascus purpureus is the source of this 863-nucleotide messenger RNA. NCBI's taxonomy places the organism in Eukaryota, Fungi, Ascomycota, Eurotiomycetes, Eurotiales, Aspergillaceae. The record is from the annotation of a GenBank genome assembly.